This is a messenger RNA of Haemonchus placei, 513 nucleotides long. Lineage: Eukaryota; Metazoa; Nematoda; Chromadorea; Rhabditida; Trichostrongylidae. The record is from the annotation of a GenBank genome assembly.
AUGGUGCGAUUAUUCCAGCUGUCAAACGAGUUGAAGCUUAACGUGGAGGAAUUGGCUCGUCUCAGCGAACAACUUCAAGAAGCGAAGUCACGCGCCGAUGAAGGAGACCGAAUAAAAUCUGAACUUGAACAACUACGCAAAGAAGACAUGGAAUUGAAAGAAAAGUUUGAUAGUGUUGUGACAGAGAAAGAAAAUCUAUUACAAGUUCUCAAUUCGAAUCAGGACAAGGAUAAGGAAGCUGUCCAAUUGUUACAGAAGGAACUAUCGGCAGCGAACAACUUGGUUAUGGAACAUGCAAAGGAGAAAGAGGGAUUGCUGGCUGAACUGGAAUCCUUGAAAAAGACUGUAGCUGCUGAAGUAGAGUCGAAAAAUGCGGUUACUGAAGAGAUUUCUUUAGCUAAACAACAAAUACAGCAACUCUCUGAAGAUAAAAAAGCUUUGGAAGACCAGCUCCAAAAGUCGUCGCGCGAUGAAGCAGAGAUGAAAGAAAGGGUCUCAAACCUUGAGCGAGAC